Molecule: messenger RNA, 732 nt
Organism: Topomyia yanbarensis
Lineage: Eukaryota; Metazoa; Arthropoda; Insecta; Diptera; Culicidae
Exons: 1
Coding region: 1-732 (243 amino acids)
Source: RefSeq, a predicted model, not a curated record
AUGGUUAACCGACGACUGACCACGUGGCUGGAAGACCAUAAACUUCUCGACCAACGCCAAUUUUCCUUCCGGAAGGGACUCGGUACUGGAGCUCACCUAGGCUCCCUCGGUGAAAUACUGGACAAAGCCAAAUCUGAAAACCUCCACGCCGACAUCGCCAUUCUCGACGUGGCAAAAACCUACAACACCGCCUGGCGCGAAGGCGUACUACAAGAAUUAAAGCGAUGGGACAUACAGGGAAACUUCGGUGUGUUCAUUCAAAACUAUCGAACCAAUCGCCGCUUCCGGGUCUGCUUAGGCGGUACAUUAUCCGACGAGUUCCGCGAGACCAACGGAGUGCCGCAAGGAUCAGUACUAGCUGUGACCCUAUUCCUCGUGAGGAUAAACUCGCUCUUCACCGCGCUACCCGGGGGCAUCAUCUUGGUGGCCCUAGGGAGAACCAUCCCCCAUACAAGGAUAUCCCUCCAGGCGGCCGUCAACGUAGUCGGCCGAUGGGCACUCGCGACCGGCUUCAACAUCGCAGCAGAAAAGUGCGCCAUAACACAUUGCUGCAGCACAUAUCACCCAGCCAACGCCCGACCAAUACGCCUCAACAACAUCGUAGUUCCGUUCCGAAAGGAACCAGUAGUUCUCGGGAUCACGCUCGAUCGGAAACUAACCAUGAUGCCACAUUUCCGACGAUUAAAAACGACUGCGAGAAGCACUGAACGUCGCAAGAUCCCUAAGACAUAG